Penicillium taxi is the source of this 828-nucleotide messenger RNA. RefSeq lists its product as uncharacterized. The coding region runs from base 1 to 828 and encodes 275 amino acids. The record is from RefSeq and is a predicted model, not a curated record. NCBI's taxonomy places the organism in Eukaryota, Fungi, Ascomycota, Eurotiomycetes, Eurotiales, Aspergillaceae. The transcript has a single exon.
AUGCGUUUCACCACCAUCGCUGCUCUGGGCCUUGCCGGUACUGCCUUUGCCCUUCCCAACCCUCAUAAACCUCGCGAACAUCUUCCUAAUCACUCCAUCAGCGGAGCCGAGGUCACAGGCACCCCAACACCAAGCCACAAACUGAACCCUGUUGGCUCCAAGACUACCGCGGUAGGAGCUUCCGGCAAUGAGGGCACCUACUUCAAGCUUCUCGCAGAACUGGAGUCCAAUAUUUCAAGGGAUAACUCAGCCGCUGCAACCGACCAGGCAGCCGGACAAGCACGCAUUGACAAGCUGAGAGAUGACUUCCUCGCAUUUCAAUCUGCCGAAAAUGCGUGGUGGUCUGCUUCCGUUGCAUAUGAGACUCCUGCCUCUGGUGAGCACCAAUCCUUGGGUGCUAUCCACCACGGCGAACCCAAGGAGACCGGAUCUGCUGUCGCUGGUGAGAAACCCACUGGUACCCACCACGGUCACCAUAGUGGAUUUGGUGGACCUGAGAAGACUCCUUCUGCUGGCCAUGGUGAGCACAAGCCAUCGGGUGAUGUCCACCACGGUGGACAUAGCGAACCUGAGAAGACUCCUUCUCCUUUCGCUGACGAGAAGCCCUCCGGUAUUCACAUUGGAUCCCCGGUUAAGGAGACUGCGGCUGCUACUAUCAAGGGUGGACAUGAAACUCCCCCUGCUGGUGAACACAAGCCCUCGGGUGGUCCCCACCACGGUAAGCCUAAGGAGUCCUCUGGUGCCAAAGUCACCGAUAAUGUCUCCAUUAAACCUCUGGAGACUCCCUCUGCUACUAUCAAGGGUGGACCUGAGACUCCCAUUGCCUAA